Apus apus (common swift) is the source of this 3407-nucleotide messenger RNA. RefSeq names its product Yip1 domain family member 4 (gene YIPF4). Gene Ontology annotation, cellular component: membrane; trans-Golgi network. The coding region runs from base 171 to 920 and encodes 249 amino acids. Lineage: Eukaryota; Metazoa; Chordata; Aves; Apodiformes; Apodidae. The record is from RefSeq and is a predicted model, not a curated record. Gene Ontology annotation, biological process: endoplasmic reticulum to Golgi vesicle-mediated transport; vesicle fusion with Golgi apparatus. The transcript is spliced from 6 exons.
CGGCCAAUCGGCGGGGCCGUCCCGCCCGCUGCUGCGCUGCCGGGCGGCUGCGCCGUGGGCCUCGGGUGCCGCCGCCACCGGAGGGUCCGGCGAGGCUGCAGGCCCUGCUGCCCGCCCGCCCGCCCGUCGCUUCCCUCAGCGGCCCCGCAGCCCCCGCGGAGGGCGGGGAGAUGCAGCCCCCGGGCCCGCAGCAGCAGCAGCAGCCGCCGCUCUACGCGCCCAGCAACGGGGACUUCACCUUCGUCUCCUCGGCAGACGCCGAAGAUCUUAGUGGCUCCAUAGCAACUCCAGAUGUUAAGCUAAAUCUUGGAGGAGAAUUCAUCAAAGAAUCUACUGCAAGUACAUUCCUAAGACAGAGAGGGUAUGGCUGGCUUCUGGAAGUGGAAGAUGAUGACCCAGAAGAUAACAAGCCUCUCCUGGAAGAACUCGACAUUGAUCUGAAGGAUAUUUACUACAAAAUUCGAUGUGUGUUGAUGCCUAUGCCAUCUCUUGGCUUUAAUAGGCAGGUAGUGAGAGACAAUCCAGACUUUUGGGGUCCUCUAGCAGUUGUCCUUUUCUUCUCAAUGAUUUCAUUAUAUGGACAGUUUAAGGUUGUUUCUUGGAUUAUAACUAUUUGGAUAUUUGGAUCCUUGACAAUUUUUUUACUGGCCAGGGUUCUUGGAGGAGAAGUUGCUUAUGGCCAAGUUCUUGGUGUGAUAGGAUAUUCCCUACUUCCCCUCAUUGUCAUAGCACCUGUACUUUUGGUGGUUGGAUCAUUUGAAGUUGUUUCAACCCUAAUAAAAUUGUUUGGAGUCUUUUGGGCUGCAUACAGUGCUGCAUCAUUACUAGUUGGAGAAGAAUUCAAGACCAAGAAACCCCUUCUAAUUUAUCCAAUCUUUUUAUUAUACAUUUAUUUUCUGUCUUUGUACACUGGGGUGUGAUCUAGUGCAAGACGUGGCCAGAAACCAUAUGUUAUUCACUUGCAGACUGAUAAUGCGUAAGAUUAAGGAGGCUGGAGAUAAUGCAAGUGACUGUUUUGUAUCAAGUUGUCAGGAUGUUUUGAGAUCGAAGAGCAUACUUGUGUAUAUUAUUUAAUGAAGCAAUUGUAGCUAUAUAGAUUUGUAUCAAAGUUCUAGGUUUGUUUGAGACUCUUCAGAUUUUAUUGAACAACAACAACAAAAAAAAGAACCUUGUGUUUUAUAAGAAAGAGUAGCAAAACCACAACUCAGUACCUGUGCCAAAAGCACUAGGACCAUAUUACUAUUUUGGAGGAGAAAAAUGAGAAGCUCACUCUAACAAUCGCAAAGUGCAAUUUUUCUUUUGAGAAAACAGAGCUGGCUUUUUGGGCACAGCAAAUUCUGUAGAUAAUAUAUAUUUAUGAAACAGUUCUGAUUGUUCACAGAAUAGUGUGUAUAAUCAAGACAUGAAGAUACUACUUUUAAUUUAGUGCCUCAAUUAUCUUGAUUUGGCUAUUGAGUUUUUAUAAAUUCCAAUUUCUUUCCAAAACAUGUACAUACUGUGUAUUUUGUAUCUAUGGCUUGUGUGUAGCGUAAAUACUCCUUGGCUGAGGAUGUAUAUUGGGGUUUUAAAAAUUGAAGAUAGAAGUAUUUGAAGUCUUCAUUUAUUAUCUCUGACCAAAGGAGCAAGAUAUGUACCGUGUGACAUAACUAAUUAAAUUGCAUAUUUAGAGAAUCAAAUUAUUUUACUUAAAAGUAUAAAUUUACAGAGAAAUAGGUGAGCACCUUUCUCAACUGUAGUGCUGGCUUACUGUCGGAGAAAAGAGAUGAUCUAUCAAAUUUGUGUGAUCUUCAAACAAUGUUAUUUUAAUAUGACAAAAUAAAAAUAAUGCUUCCCUAACUAUGUUUUACAACAUCUUGCUCUGUCUUGCUGUUAAUAGCAUGGUAUUUAACAUGCAUCCAUUUUUAUUUUUUUUUUCCCCCCAGUAAUAUUAAUGCCUUCUCAAGAGAAAUAAAAGAGUUUUAUAAGGCCAGGUUCUCCCUCCACUAAAUAAGGCAGAAUUACAGCCUUAGUAACAGUUACAGUCUUGCUAAUUUUUACCAUCCAAGGAUUAUGUAAUAACGUGAUGACAUGUUAAAUAUUUCCUGUGUACUGUGUUGAUUGCUUAUGUAAUGUCCUUAUGUUAGUGUUUCUCCACAAGAGAAGUCCACUGAAGCUCACUCUGCAUGGUACUAACUUAGGCAUUUGCAAUCUUCAAUAUUUAGUAUUGCCAAAUAGACCUUAAGUUUCUUAAUUUUUUUUAUAACAGAAAUUUUUUUUUUUUUUUAAAUGCUGCAAAUAAAAACCAGCCAUAACAAGAUAAUAGCAAGGGCUGUCUUUGAUCCCUGAUGGACAGAUUUCUUUAUCAGAACUGCAGUUUUUCAGCUUUUUAGACUGUGUAACUUGCCAUUUUAGUAGCUUAUUUUUACCACUCGUAACUGACGCAAAAUAUAUAUUUAAAUUCCAACUCUACCAGAGACCUUUAGCUUAUUCAGUCUGCUUUUCGGGCUGCUGCUUGUGUUGAUUUUAAAUAAAACUGUAAGUAGAUGCUGGACAAAAACUGUAAUACUCUAGCUUGUAGUACAUUAAAGGAGAAAAACUGGUAGAGUGAUUGACUCCUCACCUAAUUUUGGACUUUUGCAGAAGGUUUGGUAGAAUUACUGCAGGGUCAUACUGAACUAAUUAUACCAGCAGCUUAGUUCUUAUCUACAAGUGUUUUGUGAGCAUUCAUACCACAUUCUAAAAACAGUAUGCAAGUUACAGUGUAUUAAAAAAAACCCCAACACAUUAGCUUUGAAAUCUUGUGUGAUAAUCUGGUUUUACCUCAUUUUUCAUUAUUUCUAUUUCUUUUUUUAACAGCAAUAUCCAACUAGUAUCAGAAGACUCAACUUAGACCCUGAAAAUACAUGUUUAACUAACACCACCACAAACAUUUAGGUUACUAGGCUGUCAGAGAGCUUUAAGCUUAGUUCUAGUUUGCAUAGCUGUUCAUUAAAUGUCCAUAAUGGAUCCCAUGCAUCUGAAAUGACUCAAGAGAAUGAAAUGACAUUCAAAGGAUGUGAGAAUGUUCUAUUUAAUCUCCAGAUAUCUUGAUUCUUUUCUCUCUCUACUAAUGUUCUGUGAAAUUUAGAGUUUCAAUUUUAACUGUUCCUUUUCACAGACUUGGCACAUGUGUAAUAUGCAAUGUAGAUAUGCACUUAACACAGUACAUACUUUGUACACAAUUGCAGAUUUGCACCUUUUAAUCUUAGUAUCUCUAGGGUCACCUUUUGCAUAUGCUGUGCAAGAAAUAUGUACAAACAGCUUUCAAAGGGUUCUGAUAGUUUGUAAUAACUUUGCAUUCAACAAACUCAUAUUUUUAGAUGAGGUAUGUGUGUAAAUACAAGAUGUGUUUUAUAAAAAUUUUGAAUUAAACUUGUUUACAGAAUGUA